UUUUUCCUCCAGAGAGAGGACAGGUUGACUAACCAUAUCCACCGAUUUAUCUUUACAGCCACCACUCCUGUUCCAGAAAAGACUGAAAAUAUUCCAAGUGAGUAUAUUAAUAAUUAUAACAAAUAAACGCGUUAAUUGUUGCUUUUUUUCCUCCAGGGAGAGGACAGGUUGACUAACCAUGUCCACCGAUCUAUCUUUACAGCCACUGCUCCUGUUCCAGAAAAGACUACAAAUAGUCCAAGUAGCCGCCGUUCGCCAAAUGCAGGCACAAAACUUCCCGCACAACUGAAUGUAAUAAAGACUGAUGAUGUACCAGAGGAAUCAACGGGGGAGAACAAGCUAUUGUUUUUACUCUUCCUCCUUGCCUUGAUCCCAGCUGUAAUAGGAGUUGUUGUAGUCCUUAGAUGUCGGCAAAGAAGAAGGAGCCGGAAGCCUGAAAGAAAGAACUCCAGAAGCGUUGAACAAAAGCGUCCUCUGAUGUCACGCACAUUACGUAAGUUUCUCAUUUAUUAAUAAGCGUGAUUUAUUUUCUGGUCUUGCUCUAGAAACUGCAAAAGUAAAGAUAACCUUAUCGUUAUUGUGCAAUAAGCAAGGGGUAACGACUUUAACUUCUUAAACAAAUGUUUCAUUAUUAUGCUUGUUCUGAUGCUCCAUGGAACCAAGUUUAAGAACUCAUCCUCUCCACCCAUGACACGGUCAUUAGUCAAUCGAUCACUCCGAUCCCCUCGAGCUCUGCAACCAGCAUUUUGAUUAUCAGUCAGGGCAGUGCAUUUCACUGUGCAUUUCACUGUGCAUUUCACUGUAGCUCUCAUGGAUAAUUCUUUGACUUUGCGUUGAUUUCUAACUUGAAACUCUAAUCAAAGAGUCAACAAAAACUUGUAUUAACUCGUUAUUCUUCAUCCCUUUUAUAAAUAUAUGUAUGCAUUCAUUUAAAUGUAUUCAGUUUUUUUCCUCCUCUUUUUUGUUCUUCAGGUGGCUUAGAUACGUUGGUCCGAGAUUUACCUGUUGAGGACAGAAGGUUUAUUUCAGGUUGGCUUAAUGGCCAAACCACUGAUGGUAAACAGUUUACUUUGUCUUGUUUUGCUAAACAUUUAUUUGUGCGAAUAACAGGCGAAUUGAAACUAUUCUUGGAAAGCUUGUUCGAGAUUUCCCGGAAAUUUUCUGUUGUAUGUAAACAAUAGGCCAUUCCGGCUAGAGUUCUAAAAACCUCACUUUCAAAACGAGGCUAAGUGCAAAACCUCUUUUGUGAAAAUGAGUUUGAUUUGCAGGAGAUUAAAAAAAACCUUUUUCUUGCAUAACUUCGCAAUUAAUAUCGCUUUGACACUGAGGUUUGGAACAACUCGGAAAUUUAAGUUAACACUUCCAUAGGGAAGUACUGCUCAGUAGCUUUCAUCAGAAUGGUGACACUUUACUUUGAGUAGUAUUUCAUUCCAAGAAUCCCGCAAAACUUAGAAAGACUUUGUACAGCGCUUGUGAACAGUACCGCAGGAAAGUAGUGUUUUCAUUUCAGUGUUUACACUCGACGAUCCUUUUAAUUUCACGCACAGCUACGCUUAAAGUGAGAACCACCAUGUUUACUGAUCAAAUAUGUAGAAUUAUAAGCAAGAAGCGUUCAUCUCACGCUUUUGUCCACUGUGACAGUUUUUUGAUCUGAUGGGUUGAUGAGUUAUAACAAUUACAUUUUUGUUCUUUUUCAUUUUAGGUUACUACUACUACCAAUUAGUUUCAGAAAAACUGGGAUUUAAACAAGAAGAAAUUAGACAAUGGAGUCGAUUUGACAACCCUGCCGAGAAAUUUCUUGCCGCUUUUGGUGAAAUGGAAAAUGGCACCAUUUUAAUGUUAAUUGACGCUUCAAAGCAGGUGAGGCUGACUCUCUUUGCCAGUAAACUGGAGGAGAAAUUCAGCCAAGAAAAUGUAGCCGGUGAAGGACAAACAUGGGUGUAG
Molecule: messenger RNA, 1944 nt
Organism: Porites lobata
Lineage: Eukaryota; Metazoa; Cnidaria; Anthozoa; Scleractinia; Poritidae
Source: the annotation of a GenBank genome assembly